UUUUGAGUUAUUUCCGAUUUUCGGCACCUUCGUUAUUUCAGAUUCACCUCUGGUCCAUAAUUCAAACUUUUAAAUAUAUUUUUCAAAUAGUCCCUCCCUUUUGCUCAAAUUUUGUCCUUCUCACAACCAUAAACAUAUUUCCCUAACUUCUAUUUUAUCAUUUGCCGCUCGUUCCUAGUCUGUAUAAAUAUGUAAUUUUCCAGUUUCCCAACAUACAUGACUCUUUUAAGCUUUAAAAAUUAAUUUUUUAAUAGAAAGUUUCCAAAAAUGAAAUUUCUUUAUUUAAUUUUCAUUUUAUUUUGGUUUGUUAAAGCUGAUAAAGAAGUUAUCUGUCCAGAUUUUCGAUCAAAAUGUCCAGGAGGGACAACUUGUUGUACUUUAGAUAGUGGGGAUUUUGGUUGUUGUCCUUUACCCAAAGCUGUUUGCUGUUCUGAUCAUGUACAUUGUUGCCCAGAAAAUAAUAAAUGUGAUGUUGAACGCCAAUUAUGUUUGGUUAGUUUAAAAAUAUUUUUUUGA
Molecule: messenger RNA, 516 nt
Organism: Meloidogyne enterolobii
Lineage: Eukaryota; Metazoa; Nematoda; Chromadorea; Rhabditida; Meloidogynidae
Source: the annotation of a GenBank genome assembly